UCUGCUGUAAGCAUCCGGCAGACACAUUUUGCUAUGUGUGCGGCCGAUUUGUCAAGACAAGAGCGAAAAAGUACUCUGUGGAAGCAUCUGCUAAGAUGUGUGAGGCCUACAAGGCAUAUUUCGGCAUGUCUGUCGGGGAUCAAGACAAACCCUGGGCAUCUCAUUUCACCUGUGAGCAAUGCAAAAAAACUCUGGACGGAUGGUACAGAGUGGCAAAGAGAGCCAUGAAGUUCGUUAUCCCAAUAAUUUGGCGGGAACCCACUGACCACUCAAGCAACUACUACUUCUGUAAGGUGGACCCUUCCAAACGUCAAACUGGCAAGAAUGCACCUGCUAUCACGUAUCUGGACCUUCCUUCAUCCAUUGCCCUGGUGCCACACUGCCAUGAGCUCCCUGUACCCACUCCUCCGGAGAGAGAGCAGCCGUCUUUAGAAGAGAGCAGCAAGUCAGAGAGCGAGGAAGAGGUAGAUACAGAUGACAAUUUCAGCGGUGGAGCUGAGAAGCGAAACCUAUACUACCCCAACCAAAAAGACCUCAACGACUUGAUCAGAGAUCUUGGUCUCACCAAGUCCAAUGCCGAGCUUUUGACAUUGAGGCUCAAGCAGUGGAACUUGUUGGAGGAAAGUGUGCAAGCCGCAGAUCAAAGGAAGCAUCACCAACCUUUUUGCAGCUUCUUCACCUGUCAAGAUGGACCACAAUGUGACCAGUCUGUUCGAGGUAAUCGGAAUCGACUGUAACCAGAAUGAGUGGAGCCUCUUCAUUGACAGCUCAUCCAGGAGCCUCAAAGCCGUGCUGCUCCAUAAUGGUAACAAGUACCCGUCUCUUCCCCUGGCUCACUCCGUGCACCUCAAAGAGGAUUACAACAGCAUCAAGACCUUGCUGGAUGCCUUGAAGUAUGACGAGUACGGCUGGGAGGUCAUCAGAAACUUCAAAAUGGUGGCAUUCCUGAUGGGUCUCCAAGGUGGUUUUACCAUGUUUCCCUGCUAUCUUUGCCUUUGGGAUAGCAGGGACAUCAAAGCGCACUACCACAGGCGGGACUGGCCACAGCGGACCGAGUUCUCUGUGGGGACGAACAACGUCAAGUGGGAGCCACUGGUGGACCCCCAGAAGGUGCUGAUGCCACCACUGCACCUAAAAUUGGGCCUUAUGAAACAAUUUGUCGGUUCUGUAGAUAAGGAGUCGGCAGCCUUCAAGUACCUUCAAGACUUCUUCCCUAAGCUGUCUGAGGCAAAGGUCAAAGCCGCUGUCUUCAUUGGACCACAGAUAGCAGAUCCUGGAGUUCAAUGAAUUCCCCAAGAAGCUCACUAGUAAGGAGAAAGUGGCUUGAAACAGCUUUGCCGCAGUGGUUCGUGGCUUCCUGGGCAAUCACAAGGUCGAAAACUAUGUGGAGCUGGUUGAGACUGGUGAAGAACUAUGGCACAAUUGGCUGUAGGAUGUCUUGAUGCUCAUCUUGAUAAAUUCAAGGAGAACAUGGGAGCAUACUCGGAGGAGCAAGGCGAGCGCUUCCACCAGGAUAUCCUGGACUUUGAAUGUCGCUACCAAGCACAGCAUAACGAGAACAUGAUGGGAGAUUACAUUUGGGGGCUGAUUCGUGAAAGUGAUUUACAAACUCGGGUUGACACGAUAACACGUACAAUACCUCAUAUAUAUUAAACACAAUUGCUAUGCAGGCAAUAUCAAUACCAAUGCUAAUUUACAGUUGUACUGGUUAAAGGCCUCCUCGUCCCAUAAUGGUUAUGCGUUUUGUUGUAUACUUCACCAUGCUGGUCAACGUGGGCUGAUGAAGGGGAGACUAGCAUGGGUUCGGAUAUCACUCGACAAUUAUGUCAGCUGUGGUCUAGGAUUGAGAUAAGGUUACCCAUAAUGCACCUGAGCUAUCCACUGCACCACAACAGUUGCAGCAAAGUAAUAUUGGGAAUGAGUAAUUAGUACACAAUGUAAGUAAAUAAUAAUCAAAUAAGAGAGUGCUUUCUGUAGCUUUAGCAAAUACACUUGGAUAGUAAACAUGAUUUAUAAAAACCAAUUGAUUAUUACCUCAAAUGAUCAUACUCAUUGAGAUUGCCGGAGCCAAUCAAUGGAUGGAAUAAUUGAUUAUGUUGGUCUCAUCUGCUUGGCUUAUAUGGUUUGUGUGCAGUGUCCUGACCUGCCAUUAGCUAAUUCUAAUACGGGGUCAGGAUCUGCCCCACAAUGCCAUCUUACAGCAGAAAGUGCCUCUGAUUGGUUUGUUGCACUAAUGUGAUGAGAUCGAUGCUCGUGAUUGGUUACAUGCCAGCUUGAUUAAUGGUGUUUCUGCACUUCAAAGUAGAUGUUAUAAUGGGUGGGGAACAAUAUAUCCAAAUAAACCGCCGUGCACUAUUGUUUUGACAACAUACACUCACUGCAGCACUUGUGUUUCUGCAUUGAACAGUAAUAGACAACUCAAAUGAUACAUUAAAGGUCAAGACCCCUUCUAAGGGCAG
This is a messenger RNA of Lethenteron reissneri (Far Eastern brook lamprey), 2459 nucleotides long. RefSeq lists its product as uncharacterized. Lineage: Eukaryota; Metazoa; Chordata; Hyperoartia; Petromyzontiformes; Petromyzontidae. The record is from RefSeq and is a predicted model, not a curated record.